Molecule: messenger RNA, 1251 nt
Organism: Symbiodinium natans
Lineage: Eukaryota; Dinophyceae; Suessiales; Symbiodiniaceae
Source: the annotation of a GenBank genome assembly
AUGUAUAUAGCACCACGGCGGGAAGUGCCCUUACGAGCAACCGGUGCAACUCCGUCGAUGAUCCCUGCUUCACUGGGCUUUGGCGAGGGCGCUCCGCGCACACGGGUGGAGACUGGAUGGACCCUUCAUCUCAGGCAGCUGCCGCCGAGUUGGGUGCCCACUUCAGGGCACGUGACCGCAGCAGUCGUCUCGUUCCUGGCACUGCGAACUCUGCCUUUUCAGAGGCGCGCUGGCAAUCGCCGAACCUCAGGUGAGCGCUCAGGUGUGGCAGCUUGUGCAAUCCAUGGCUUGCAACUGCGGCUUCCUGCCGGCUCGACGGUCUACUUGACAGGCGUGUCGCAAGAGCUAGAAGGAGAACCGUGCGAAGUUGUGAGCUUUGACAGAUCUGGAAGGUGGUUGGUGCGCUUCUUGCAUCCGCGCUUUCGCGGGCGCACGGCCCUUGUCCCAGAGCAGUGCCUCCAAUUUGGAUACAGUGUCCGGCCGGAGCAUGCGAGGUCCAACCCUUCGACUUCUAGUGCUGUGCUUGUGGAGACCGCUCGAUCAGGAAGGGGCUUGCAAGCCAGUAGAGCCUUCACUGCUGGCAGCGUGGUGUUCAAGGAGCUGCCGUUCCUCUUGACCGCGAAUGACGUGAAUGAAGUUUGCAGAGCUUACUUCAACAUGCGGGCUUCGGGGCGUAAAGAAUCAACCCAAGGUGUGGAGGUCGAAGCCUUCGAGUCCCUUUCUGCCGGGGACGGCUUCAGUGCACAGGCCCGAGCGAGAGUGCAGGCUCAGGCUGCCGAGGUUUGGCAGGCUAUGACAUAUGGAAGAGCCCAAGAGCCAGAAGCUUCUGAACUUCAAAACCUGACUGGGGCAUUGUUGCGUUGGGAGGCCAACCGCUUUUUGCAGCAAGUGUCUCCCAAUGCGGAGCCCAAUAUCUACGCCGUGUAUUCUCUUGUCAGCCGAUUGAACCAUUCAUGUGCUCCUACUGUUCGGCUGCGGCAAGUCUUCCGACCGCUUCAGCCAGGAUUCCAAGUGCCCGACGAUGGCACCUGCCUCGUCCAGGCGGAUCGUGACCUUGAGCCUGGAGAUGCAUUGGUGGUGAACUACGGGCUGCCAGAAUUGCUUGAGUGGCCUGUGGAGCAACGGCGUGAGUAUCUGCUUCAGCGCAACGGCUUUUGCUGCCAGUGUCCGCGUUGUCUCUCAGAAGCAGGAGAAGAUGUGUCCCAGCGCGGAAAAGAGUAUCUGCCCAUGUCUGCGCGCUGUGCUUUGUGA